Messenger RNA from Petromyzon marinus (sea lamprey), 1755 nucleotides. The record is from RefSeq and is a predicted model, not a curated record. Lineage: Eukaryota; Metazoa; Chordata; Hyperoartia; Petromyzontiformes; Petromyzontidae.
AACAGCAACAACUGCAGCAGUAGGAGCAACAGCAACAGCAGCAACAGCAGCAGCAACAACAGCAACAGCAGCAACAACAGCAGCAGGAACAACAGCAGCAACAGCAGUAGCAGUAGUAGCAACAACAACAGCAGUAGCAGCAGUAACAGCAGCAUCAACAGUGGCAGCAGCAACAGCAGCAGCAGUAGCAGCAACAGCAACAGCAGCAACAGCAGCAGCAACAACAGCAACAGCAGCAACAACAGCAGCAGGAACAACAGCAGCAACAGCAGUAGUAGCAACAACAACAGCAGUAGCAGCAGUAACAGCAGCAUCAACAGUGGCAGCAGCAACAGCAACAACAGCAGCAGUAGCAGCAACAGCAACAGCAGCAACAGCAGCAGCAGCAACAGCAACAGCAGCAACAACAGCAGCAGGAACAACAGCAGCAACAGCAGUAGUAGCAACAACAACAGCAGUAGCAGCAGUAACAGCAGCAUCAACAGUGGCAGCAGCAACAGCAACAGCAGUAGCAGCAACAGCAACAGCAGCAACAGCAGCAGCAACAACAGCAACAGCAGCAACAACAGCAGCAGGAACAACAGCAGCAACAGCAGUAGUAGCAACAACAACAGCAGUAGCAGCAGUAACAGCAGCAUCAACAGCGGCAGCAGCAACAGCAACAACUGCAGCAGUAGGAGCAACAGCAACAGCAGCAACAGCAGCAGCAACAACAGCAACAGCAGCAACAACAGCAGCAGGAACAACAGCAGCAACAGCAGUAGCAGUAGUAGCAACAACAACAGCAGUAGCAGCAGUAACAGCAGCAUCAACAGUGGCAGCAGCAACAGCAGCAGCAGUAGCAGCAACAGCAACAGCAGCAACAGCAGCAGCAACAACAGCAACAGCAGCAACAACAGCAGCAGGAACAACAGCAGCAACAGCAGUAGUAGCAACAACAACAGCAGUAGCAGCAGUAACAGCAGCAUCAACAGUGGCAGCAGCAACAGCAACAACAGCAGCAGUAGCAGCAACAGCAACAGCAGCAACAGCAGCAGCAGCAACAGCAACAGCAGCAACAACAGCAGCAGGAACAACAGCAGCAACAGCAGUAGUAGCAACAACAACAGCAGUAGCAGCAGUAACAGCAGCAUCAACAGUGGCAGCAGCAACAGCAACAGCAGUAGCAGCAACAGCAACAGCAGCAACAGCAGCAGCAACAACAGCAACAGCAGCAACAACAGCAGCAGGAACAACAGCAGCAACAGCAGUAGUAGCAACAACAACAGCAGUAGCAGCAGUAACAGCAGCAUCAACAGCGGCAGCAGCAACAACAACAGCAACAACAGCAGCAGUAGCAGCAACAGCAGCAGCAACAGCAGCAACAGCAGCAGCAACAACAGCAACAGCAGCAACAACAGCAGCAGGAACAACAGCAGCAACAGCAGUAGCAGUAGUAGCAACAACAACAGCAGUAGCAGCAGUAACAGCAGCAUCAACAGCGGCAGCAGCAACAACAACAGCAACAACAGCAGCAGUAGCAGCAACAGCAGCAGCAACAGCAGCAACAGCAGCAGCCACAACAGCAACAGCAGCAACAAUAGCAGCAGGAACAACAGCAGUGACGAUGAUGAUGCUGCUGAUGCUACUGAUGAUGAUGAUACUGAUGAUGAUACUCAUGAUGAUACUGAUAAUGCUAAUGAAGCUGAUUAUGCUGAUGAUGAUACUGAUGAUGAUCGCCUGGCUGUGGCCUUGCUCUAUCAGCUGCCAGACUAA